Molecule: messenger RNA, 948 nt
Organism: Puccinia graminis f. sp. tritici CRL 75-36-700-3
Lineage: Eukaryota; Fungi; Basidiomycota; Pucciniomycetes; Pucciniales; Pucciniaceae
Exons: 3
Coding region: 79-642 (187 amino acids)
Source: RefSeq, a predicted model, not a curated record
CCACUGGCCAGAAACUCAAGUUUCCUUCCAACUAACCAAAACUAACAUCAGCCGUCAAAUCCGAAUCGAAUCCUGAAGAUGUCUUACAACAAUAUCGGCCUAACGACUCCUAGAGGAUCAGGGACGUCUGGAUAUGUGCAAAGGAAUCUGUCCCAAGCCCGACCGACGGAGGAUUACCGGUCGAAGCCGAACGGACGAUACGAUGACCAUCUGGGAGGACAACGCAAGCCAGACCAGGGGAUCCUCGAGCACGAGCGGAAAAGAAGGGUGGAAAAUAAAUGCGUCGAGUUGCAGCUCGAGCUUGAGGAACAGGGCCUCGAUGAGGAGAUCGUCGAGGCGCGAGUGGACGAGCUCCGACAGAAGUUGCUCAAGGAAGACGUUGCUCGAGGGCCUGGUCAAUUCAAACCACAUGAAUCUCACGAGAUUGCAGCGAUGAAACUAAAAGAAAACGAGAAGUUCAGGAAUGCACUGGGGGUCAAGGGUUCUUACGUUGAGGGACAAGCCUUCGACCGGGAACUGCAGGCGCAACGGAAAGCUCAAGCAAUGCAGGAACGACAGUUACGUGAAGACGAACAUGCCGCACGUGGGGUCCAAUCAAGAGGCCCUCGGGGGCGGGAAAAACCUUACGAUAAACCGCUUUGAUAGUUCUUCAUCCCCCCAGACCUAUCCGUUCAAACAACGCCGCCAAUCGACUCAGUUAUGUUCAGUCAUCUCAAUCCCACCCUUGUAUCAACACUUGUCCCUGUGUAAUUUUUUACCAAAACAAAGACGGAGUGUCUUGAACUCUUGAGAUCCACCAGCACAUCAGUAUAAUCAUACAUAUAUAUAUAUCAUCUCCACUUUUUUUUUUUUUGGAAAGUCCUCAGUUUAUGAUGUCCAUUAACAAACCUACCAACCUAGGAUAUGUAUAAACAUUGGCUUGUGAGGGUUCCUUGGAUGAGAAAGAAG